ACUCUACUCACCGUCUCGAGUAUCGAAUUGCUUCGGAUUUUGAACCAAGUCAUGGGUGUCGUUGAAAAGAUCAAAGAAAUCCAAGGCAUGAUCGAAUCCAUUGGCUGUCAGUAGUGCUCUCGUAACUGCUGAACAGAGGAGAUGGCGCGGACGCAGAAGAACAAGGCGACGGAAUACCACUUGGGUCUGUUAAAGGCGAAACUCGCGCGCUAUCGGGCACAGCUUCUCGAACCCACCACGAAAUCUGGGCCAGCCGGAGUCGGGUUCGAUGUCCAAAAAGCUGGAGAUGCGCGAGUCGCUCUCAUCGGUUUCCCGUCUGUGGGCAAAUCUACUUUGCUCAGCAAGACGACUCACACCGCGUCCGAAGUCGCGUCAUACGAGUUCACUACUUUGACCGCAAUCCCCGGUGUCAUUGAGUACGAAGGAGCGCGAAUCCAGCUGUUGGAUCUUCCAGGGAUCGUCGAAGGUGCCGCGCAGGGCAGAGGACGAGGUAGACAAGUGGUUUCUACUGCCAAGACGGCGGAUUUGAUUGUGAUGAUGCUGGAUGCGACGAAAUCAGAAGAGCAGAGGAAUCUUCUCGAAAUCGAGCUGGACGCAGUGGGCAUCAGAUUGAACAAACACAAGCCAGACAUUGUCUUCAAGAAACGCACCACCGGUGGGAUCACCUUCACCACCACCGUCAAGCUCACGAAAACAGACGAGAAGACGAUCCGUACCAUCCUCGCAGGCUACAAACUACACAACUGCGACGUCAUGAUACGGGAGGACAUCACAACGGAUGACUUUAUUGACGUUCUGAUCGGAACUAGGAAAUACAUUCCUUGUCUCUAUGUAUACAACAAAAUCGACGCCAUCAGUCUCGAGCAAGUGGACAAGCUAGCGCGGACGCCCAAUACGGUGGUCAUAAGCUGCGAGAUGGAUCUCAACCUCGACUAUCUCAUCGAGCGAAUGUGGGCUGAGUUGAACCUGGUCAAGGUGUACACGAAAAAACGCGGUGAUCAUCCGGAUCUGACGGAUCCUAUCUGUCUGAGAGCGGGGGCGACCGUCGAGGAUGUGUGCAAUGGAGUGCAUCGGUCACUGGCCACCAACUUCAGAUACGGGCUUGUCUGGGGCCGAUCGAGCAAGUUUGCACCGCACGCACAGAAAGUCGGCCUUUCUCAUCAAGUGCAAGACGACGAUGUUGUAUCCAUCUUCACGAAAUGAAUGCCAAAUGCUUGUGCACUUUUCUACCGCUGUAUUACUAGUACUACAUCUACUUUUGCUCGCAGUUACACCACCCGCGUAGCCUGUCUGCGUGUCAGAACCGCCAUCACGCGCUGCGUCUGCUAACAGAAACACACACCUGGUCCGUCUCUAUCUGGUGUAUCCACCCGGUGAUCUUCGUGCCCUUCAUGAUAAGCGGGCUGGACUUCAAGAACUCGACGUCGUCGCGGACAGACUGCUCGAGGUCCGAGAACUCAAGGAAGUCGAUCCCGUCGACCUGCUGCGCGCACACAUGGUCGCCGGGGCUCGCCCACUUGACGAGCUGCUUGAGCUCCGGGCCGUUGAACGUGACCAUCCCGCAGCCCGUGUGGUGGUAGACCGCGAUCUCGCGCGUGCCGAGCAGGCGCUGGGAGAUGAUCAGGCUGCGCAGCGCGUCCUUCCUGCGAACAACGAAGAUCACGUCACGUCGGGUAUGGGACGGCGGGAGAGACCGCGAAAGAGAGCAACGCACGCCAUGCCCCCGGCGUUGCGGAUGAUAUGCGCGUCGCCCUCCUUGAAGCCGAGCUGCUUGAACGGGCUGGUGCGCCUGGUGAAUCUCGGGCACGGCAGUCGCGCGGGGAGGGACGUUACUUUAUCCGCGCGUCCAUGCAGGUCACUGUGGGAAGCAGCGCGUUGGUCAGGACGAGAGAUGGGCGGAAUAGGGAGCAGGACGCCUGACCGAUGGCAAGCUUUUUGGCGGGGGGCAUGGCAAUUGGAGGGUCCCGAUGCCUCUCCGGCAAUGCGCGUCGUGCGGUCGACGAUAUGCCCCGUCCUGCCGCAUUUCGCACGAGGGCGCCGGGCGCGGAGGAGAGUUUUGAAGUAACAUGAGGUAGGAGGAGGAGGAGGAGGAGGAGGAGGAGGAGAGCAAGGCG
Molecule: messenger RNA, 2114 nt
Organism: Mycena citricolor
Lineage: Eukaryota; Fungi; Basidiomycota; Agaricomycetes; Agaricales; Mycenaceae
Source: the annotation of a GenBank genome assembly